Drosophila bipectinata is the source of this 1415-nucleotide messenger RNA. It is a transcript of the gene Pka-C2, whose product is annotated as Protein kinase, cAMP-dependent, catalytic subunit 2. NCBI's taxonomy places the organism in Eukaryota, Metazoa, Arthropoda, Insecta, Diptera, Drosophilidae. Gene Ontology annotation, biological process: protein phosphorylation. The record is from RefSeq and is a predicted model, not a curated record. Gene Ontology annotation, cellular component: nucleus. Gene Ontology annotation, molecular function: protein serine/threonine kinase activity; ATP binding.
ACAAACAGACUUAUCGGCUUUGAGUCAGUCGUCACUGAUUCUUUGCUAUCUGGUUUAAGUGAUGAAAUUCCAAAUUCCUUGUAUAUUGAUAUCCGCUGAGUACCCAAUAGCUAACCCAGAUCGCAGAUUCCGGUCCAGAAGCUCUCGACGACGACUCCUCCAUAGGGAAUCGAAAUCGCUUGGUGCUGUAAGAUGCACGUUGGCUGGAGGGCGGACUGCUGUUAUGAGCCAGCAUCAUUUGAGCCAGGCUGCGUCGUCCUUCUUCAAUGUUAAGGAGGACUACAACACCACUCUGGACAAUAUGAGCCGGGAGUUCGAAGAGCGCUGGAACCAUCAGACGCAAUCGCCUCACUCCAACUUGGAGAACUACAUCCAGCGUGCAGUCCUGGGAAACGGCAGCUUCGGCACCGUGCUCUUGGUCAAGGAGAAGAUUGGAAAAAACUACUAUGCUGCCAAGAUGAUGAGCAAAGAGGAUCUGGUGCGACUCAAGCAGGUGGCCCACGUUCACAACGAGAAGCACGUGCUCAACGCGGCCCGCUUUCCGUUUCUCAUCUAUUUGAUCGACUCGACAAAGGACUUUGACUACCUCUACUUGAUCCUGCCACUGGUCAACGGCGGUGAGCUCUUCAGCUAUCACCGCAGGAUGCGGAAGUUCAACGAGAAGCAGGCUAGGUUCUAUGCCUGCCAGGUGGCACUGGCUCUCGAGUACAUGCACCGGAUGCAUCUUAUGUAUCGGGACCUCAAGCCGGAGAACAUUCUUUUGGACAUCCGUGGGUACAUCAAGAUAACCGACUUUGGGUUUACUAAACGAGUAGAUGGCCGCACCUCAACUUUGUGCGGCACUCCGGAGUAUUUGGCUCCGGAAAUCGUGCAACUUCGGCCGUACAACAAGUCGGUGGACUGGUGGGCUUUCGGUAUCCUUGUCUACGAGCUGGUAGCUGGUCGUUCGCCCUUCGCCAUUCAUAAUCGCGACGUGAUCCUAAUGUAUUCGAAGAUUUGCAUGGGCGAGUAUAAAAUGCCCACUUACUUCACUCAAAAUCUGAAGACCCUGGUGGAAAGUCUAAUGCAGGUGGAGACCACGAAACGUUUAGGAAAUGCGUCCGACGGCGCUGCGGAUGUGAAGAACCAUCCCUGGUUUCAAGGGAUCGAUUGGUAUGGCAUUCUCAACCAGGAAGUUCCGGCACCCUAUGUGCCCACGGUAUCCGGCGCCGAGGAUCUGUCCAAUUUCGAGAACUUCGAAUUGAAGGACAAGAUGAAGUCGCGAAUAAACCGGCAUCCGGAAUUAUUCGUGAAUUUUUAAAUGUUAAGAUCGCAUUUGUUAGCUUGUUUUGGGUGAUAUUGGUGUGAAAAAUGUCUUUAUUGUAAAGAGGCACAUUUGCUAAUUGUUUUUAAAAAAUAAAUGUUUUGAAAAGAUA